GACCUCCCUACCAAGACCCUAAAGUCUAACUAUUUCACAACUGUUUAUAUAUUUAAAUUAAAAACAAGAGAGCGAGAAAUCACAAAUACCACAUUGGCUCUGAGAAGAAUAGCUAAAAGGUGGACCUGGAAACUAUUGGAAUCAACUGGAGAAAACUAUGAUGCCAUUAGUGAUUUUGCCGUUAAUCAUUACCUUAUUAACUGGGACAGGAGCUUCUACAGUAAAGAAGAAACGUCAUGAGAAUUAUGAAGAAAAUAUUCAGGGACAUGGUGAAGUUUCUUCAGCAAAUGUCGAUUUUGCUUUCAGUCUCUAUAAGGAAGUUGCUAACCGGAGCUCCUCAAAUAUCCUCCUCUCACCUUUGAGCAUUUCCACGGCUUUAGCCAUGCUGUCUCUGGGAACCAGGUCGGCAACUCAAAAACAGCUUUUAAAGGUACUUCACUUUAAAAAUAUAACACAGGAACGAAUAAUACAAAUGAGCAGAGGAUACCAGCAACUCCUACAGGCCCUGACUGCAGAAAACAGAGAGAUGCAGUUGCUUAUAGGAAACUCUCUUCAUAUUCAAAAGGGAUUUGAUGUAUUACCAAGGUUUAUAAAUGAAACCAAGAAGUUUUACAAUGCAGAAGUCUUUACCUUAGAUUUUAAGGAUGAUCCUCAGAAUGCCAGACAACAAUUGAAUGAUUACCUUAAAAAGAAGACAAAGGGGAAAAUUAAAGAGAUGUUUUCCACAAUUAACCCUUCAACUAAACUAUUGCUUAUUAACUACAUCUUUUUUAAAGGAAAAUGGAAGGAACCAUUUGAUACAGCGCAUACUCAAGAAGCAAUUUUUAAUGUAAAUAAAACCACAAAGGUAAAGAUUCAACUGAUGUUCCAGGAGAGUCAGUUAAAUAAGAUAAACGACUAUGAACUUUCCAGCAUUGUAAUCAAACUUCCUUAUUUUGGAAAUGCGUCCAUGAUUGCCAUCCUGCCAGCAGAAGCACAACUAGAAUAUGUGGAACAAAAUCUUUCCAGAGAAAAAUUUGAAGAGUGGCGUCAAAAAUUGUCUAACAACAAGGAACGCCAAAGGAUCUUCUUUCCAAAACUAUCAUUGUCAGAGUUGUAUGAAUUGGAACAUACUCUCACGGAAAUGGGUAUAAGAGAUUUAUUUACACCCAAUGCCAAUCUGCUUGGAAUAAGUGAAAAUGAAAAUAUGAGAGUUUCAAAGGUUACUCAUAAGGCAGCGCUGGACAUCGAUGAAAAGGCCACUGAAGCAGCUGCAGUCACUGACGUAAAAAUUGUUCCAUUGUCCUCUCAUUCUUCAAUCAGGUUCAAUAGACCAUUCCUCCUCAUCAUCUAUGAAGAGAAUACAAACAACAUCCUCUUUCUUGGAAGAAUAAAAGAUCCAUCAAAGAAACGCUCUCCUUGAAUCUAACAUGUAUCUAGAAUAAUUCAGGCUAUUCUUCAAUUUUAGAGCUUAAAAUGAUAAAUCUAAUAAUCUUGAUAAUUAUUUCAUCAUUAAUUUCAUAAAUUGGUGAGAAUACACAGGCGAUCUACCAAUAGCUGUAAAAACACAUUAAUUUGUCACAACAGCAGAAGUAACUACAUUGAAUGAGAAUGAUUCUACACCACACUUCCUGGCCAUAUGUAUAAGAACGUUAAGCCAAACAGAAAAGAAAACUAAAAGUUAAGCAAAUAUUUCAAUAGAGAACAUUGGGAAGAAGUGAUACAAGCAACUCAUAGUGAAAGCAAGAUUUGAGUUUUGGGAAAAAAAACUGAUGGUUUUCAAGAUCCAAAAUACAUUCAAAAAUCCAAGAUACAUACAGAAAUAUAUUAAAAAUUAAACUGGUCUAAUGAGCCUAUUCUGCACAACAUCUUCUGUGAAGUGAUACUCUCUGUCCGAAACAUACAAAGUCAGAAGGGUAUAACAAAGGUAGAAGCUAGCAAGUUCUUUGAGGAUAAUGUGCAACAUAAAAUACAGGACAAUGGAGAAUACGGGAAGAAAGUUAUAAAUCCCUGCAUGUGCCGAAAUUGGUCCAAAAAAUGCUGAUAAUACAGAUUACGCUUAUUAAUUUUAGACAAGGUGGUUCUUCUCUUCUAACGUAAUUAGAGCUCCUGAUCUUAAGAGAUCAAGUCAAACUUGCUCUCCCAGAAUGCACAAUCCUGCAUCAGUGUAGUGAAGAAUUCUAAGGCAUCCAUCUGUAAUUAAUGUUCCGAUUAGAAAACAGCAAAAUAUCCAGGAAAACAUAUCCUGUUUAUUUGUAGAUUUCUUUAUUUUCAUAUUUUUUGUUGACAAAUCAGCUGAAAUUAAGUAAUUAUCACUUCAAAUAAAAACAAAUGUUCAUAUAAAUUCAGGAAAGAUCUGUUGACAGUAAUUAAUAAAAAAUAGAUUAGUGUGUCUCUAUACCUGUUCCCUGUAGAAUUAGUUUUCUAAUAGCAUAACAUAUUAUAGACAUCUAUCAUAGAUGAGGUUUCGUCCAACAUUUCAUAGUUACCAGCCACUGGGACUAUUUUGUCAGUAAAUGAUAUCAGUAAACUAUAGUAAGCUGUCAUAAAUAGUAAAUUAGUAGUCUUUAUUCAUGUUGACUUAUAACUUUUUUGAUGAAUUCUAAAUAAUUUAAUCUCUCUGCUCUUAAACUAUAUAUACAAAAUGAUUAAAAGUGAGCCAAGCACAUACUUUCAUAAGCUUCAAUAUGCUGCAAACCUCUUCACAGUAAGUGAAACAAUGCAGAACAUCCUGCAACUGUCCAGACUGCUGCCUCGAUUUUCAUGAAUUUUUAACCCACUGUCUGCUAAUAUGUACUUAAUAUGUCAGUAAUAUUUGAAUAAUAUUGUGAAUAUGUUGUUUGAUUAAGCAUUCUUUGUUUAUUUACAUAAUUCUUUGUGAGUUAUAGGUAAAAUUAUGUAAAUUUCAUACGUCACGAUUCUACCACAUCAUAAGUGUGUGCCUCACCAAAGUAAGAACGAAGUAGACACAUUA
Molecule: messenger RNA, 2953 nt
Organism: Mobula hypostoma (lesser devil ray)
Lineage: Eukaryota; Metazoa; Chordata; Chondrichthyes; Myliobatiformes; Myliobatidae
Product: serpin A3-3-like
Exons: 5
Coding region: 158-1402 (414 amino acids)
Biological process (GO): negative regulation of endopeptidase activity
Molecular function (GO): serine-type endopeptidase inhibitor activity
Source: RefSeq, a predicted model, not a curated record